GGCUCCAGGAUUCUGCAGCGAAGGGCCUCUACGUGGCUUGCAUCUGUUGCCGAGGGGGGGAAAUGGCUAUGGCUAUAGAAUGCGCCUGGCCGAUCGUGGAAACGGGCCAUUGAAGCAAGCUGCCAGGGGGGGUUCAUGGAUGUCUACACCAGUCGGUGAGCCGAGUGUGCUGGAUGUGAGGGGCCAUCGAAUUCAAACGAGGCUUCAAAUGGUUGUUGGAGCUUGAGGUCUUUUGAGUGAAGGGUCAGGGUUCAGGGAAGGUUUGUUGCAGAGCAUUGACGCUCCGUGUGUCAGUGCGGGUGCGCGAGGCGGAGGCGAUGGCGGGAAACGAUUGCUUGACGCGCGUUGUGGCUGGCGUUGGAAUUGGAGGAGCAGUCGGGGGCGCUUUCGGGGCAGUUUUCGGCACUUACGAGGCCUUUCGGUAUAGGAUCCCUGGCAUGCUCAAGGUGCGGCAUGUUGGCCAGACUACGCUGGGGAGUGCUGCUGUGUUUGGAUUGUUUUUAGGAGCGGGCAGUUUGAUACAGUGUGGCAAGAAUUAUUAGUGUCUAUGCAGCAGGAUGUGCUGGGCUGAAGAUUGCUAGUUAGUUACCUGAAUAAGGCUUUGGGUCAGUUAGCGUUAGGAGCGACUCUCGCUUGAAUCGAACUAGAGGUGACCCUUGAUGUGCUGAAGCUAUUCCUCUGAACUGAUGGCAGCCGGGAAUUAACUUCAUCUAAGCACGGUGAGGUAUUAGUAGCCCUGAUAAUUAGGACGUUUGCUAAAGAUGGUUAAUGAAGUUUUGCAAUUGACUCCCGUCAAUUGCAAUUUUCUGCUAUUUUGUCUACGGAGAUGGGUUGAUGAGUACUAAUAAAAAAAUUCACAUAUUUAUAUUCGGAA
Molecule: messenger RNA, 874 nt
Organism: Physcomitrium patens
Lineage: Eukaryota; Viridiplantae; Streptophyta; Bryopsida; Funariales; Funariaceae
Biological process (GO): protein import into mitochondrial matrix; protein insertion into mitochondrial inner membrane
Cellular component (GO): TIM23 mitochondrial import inner membrane translocase complex
Source: RefSeq, a predicted model, not a curated record